Schizosaccharomyces osmophilus is the source of this 1020-nucleotide messenger RNA. It is a transcript of the gene oma1, whose product is annotated as metallopeptidase Oma1. The coding region runs from base 1 to 1020 and encodes 339 amino acids. Gene Ontology annotation, biological process: mitochondrial protein processing; protein quality control for misfolded or incompletely synthesized proteins. Gene Ontology annotation, molecular function: metalloendopeptidase activity. The transcript has a single exon. The record is from RefSeq and is a predicted model, not a curated record. Gene Ontology annotation, cellular component: mitochondrial inner membrane. Lineage: Eukaryota; Fungi; Ascomycota; Schizosaccharomycetes; Schizosaccharomycetales; Schizosaccharomycetaceae.
AUGAUUCGAAGCAAGGGAAAUUCCCUUCUUUUUGCUUUUUCUCGUUCAAUUCAAAAACAAUCUCCUUUCUUAUUCAAAAGACCUGUCCCCAAGUUUCAACAAGUGACGAAAGCUAGACAUUAUGCUUCCUUCCCCAAUUGGCCUUCCAACGGGACUGGCACUAAAAGGUAUCGGACAUUCAAUCCAAAUCCAAGAGACAAGCGAUUUCAGUUAAUCGUUGGAGCACUCGUCGCAGCUGGUGGGGCUUACUACUUUACCCAUUUAGAAUACGUUCCAAUUAGCAAUCGCAAACGCUUCAAUGAUGUGUCAUUAGAUUUCGAACGAAAGAUGGCUCAAAGUGCUUACAAGGAAAUCAUGGCCGAGUAUGGAGAUCGUAUGCUGUCAAGCUAUCAUCCUACAACGUUGUACGUUUCUCGAGUACUAAAAAGGAUUAUCGCUGUUUCAGGGAUUUCAGAUCUGAAAUGGGAGUUGCAUGUCAUUCGAGAUCCUUCAGCUAAUGCAUUUGUGCUUCCUGGUGGGAAAGUGUUUGUUUUUGAAGGAAUAUUACCCAUAUGUCAAAACGAAGAUGGAUUAGCUGCGGUUUUGGGACAUGAAACGGCACACCAAGUGGCAAGGCACUCUUCAGAAAAGAUCGCUUUUACAAGAGCUAUUACCUUUGUCUUUUACUUGUUAGCAGCUUCGUUGGAUUUGUCUGGACAGUUUGCUCAUCUCUUGUUAAACUUUGGACUACUUCUACCAUUUUCCCGAAAAAUGGAGGGUGAAGCUGAUUACAUCGGAUUGAUGUUGAUGAGUCAGGCAUGUUUUGAUCCCGAAGCUGCCAAGAGUAUGUGGGAGCGAAUGGCUGCUGCAGAAUCAAGCAUGGGCAGUACACUUGCUUUUGUUAGUACCCAUCCUUCCAGCGAAAAGAGAAUCCGUAAAAUCCAAGAGUGGUUGCCGGAAGCGAAAGGAAAGUUGGAAACUAGCGAUUGCUUUCAUCAAACAUGGCCACAAUUUCAGGCUUUCAAAGAAACAUAUUGGUGA